AUGUGAACUGGGGCUCCUCCACACAGGCUCUUUCCUAUGUGAGUGCUUUAGACAAUGCUCUGGAAUUAACCACAGUGGAAGACCAUGUGAAAAAUUUCAGGCCUCAGUGCAUUGUCCUAACAGGGGAACCCAUGACAAGACCUGCUCUCCUGGACAUAUCUCACGCUUUUACCAAGAACAGUGGCCUUUGCAUCUGCUGUGAAGUCUUUGUGGGACCGCGCAAGCUGUGCGUUAAGGAGAUGAACAGUGGCAUGGCGAAAAAACAGGCUUGGCUUAUAAAGAACAAAAUCAAGGCUUUUUAUGCUGCAGUGGCGGCAGACUGUUUCAGAGAUGGUGUCCGAAGUCUCCUUCAGGCCUCAGGCUUAGGAAGAAUGAAACCAAACACUCUGGUGAUUGGAUAUAAAAGAAACUGGAAGAAAGCUCCCUUGACAGAGAUUGAGAACUACGUGGGAAUCAUCCAUGACGCAUUUGAUUUUGAGAUUGGUGUGGUCAUAGUCAGAAUCAGCCAAGGUUUUGACAUCUCUCAGGUACUUCAGGUGCAAGAUGAAUUAGAGAAAUUAGAACAGGAGAGACUAGCACUGGAAGCCACUCUCAAAGAUAAUGAGUGUGAAGAAGGAAGCAGAGGCAUCCGAGGCUUGUUCAAAAAAGCUGGCAAGUUGAACAUUACUAAGCCAACUCGUAAAAAAGAUGGUAGCAUUAACACAAUCCAGUCGAUGCAUGUGGGGGAGUUCAACCAGAAACUCGUAGAAGCCAGUGCUCAAUUUAAGAAGAAACAAGGAAAAGGCACAAUUGAUGUUUGGUGGUUGUUUGAUGAUGGAGGGUUAACACUCCUUAUCCCGUAUAUCUUGACUCUCAGAAAAAAAUGGAAAGACUGUAAAUUAAGAAUCUAUGUCGGAGGGAAGAUCAAUCGCAUUGAAGAAGAAAAAAUUGCAAUGGCUUCCCUUCUGAGCAAGUUUAGGAUAAAAUUUGCAGACAUCCAUAUCAUUGGUGACAUCAAUGUUAAGCCAAACAAAGAGAGCUGGAAAGUCUUUGAAGAGAUGAUUGAACCAUAUCGUCUCCAUGAAAGCUGCAAAGAUUUAACAACUGCUGAGAAAUUAAAAAGAGAAACUCCAUGGAAAAUUACAGAUGCAGAACUGGAAGCAGUCAAGGAAAAGAGUUGCCGCCAAGUUCGACUGAAUGAACUCUUACAGGAGCACUCGAGAGCUGCCAAUCUCCUCGUUCUGAGCCUUCCAGUGGCGAGAAAAGGAUCCAUAUCAGAUUUGUUGUAUAUGGCUUGGCUGGAAAUUCUCACAAAGAACCUCCCUCCUGUCUUACUAGUUAGAGGAAAUCACAAAAAUGUCCUGACAUUUUACUCUUAAGGAAUGAAAGAUUAGAAUUUGUUUUAACUUAAUGUAUGAAUAAUUAAGAAACAUGUUCCAGUACUUUAUGUUGUAAAUCUGAUCGAUGGAUACGCAAACCUCUAGAGA
This is a messenger RNA of Galeopterus variegatus (Sunda flying lemur), 1466 nucleotides long. RefSeq names its product solute carrier family 12 member 1-like. The annotation marks the transcript as partial. Gene Ontology annotation, cellular component: membrane. Gene Ontology annotation, biological process: potassium ion import across plasma membrane; potassium ion homeostasis; sodium ion homeostasis. Gene Ontology annotation, molecular function: sodium:potassium:chloride symporter activity. The transcript has 12 exons. Lineage: Eukaryota; Metazoa; Chordata; Mammalia; Dermoptera; Cynocephalidae. The record is from RefSeq and is a predicted model, not a curated record.